CCACUGGAGACUUUUCUUUUACUCAUUAGGCCCAUGGGCCUUAGGCCCAUAAACACCCUGUAUCUCAGCCCAACUCCCUUCCCGCCGCCACAAUGACAUGUUUGAGAGUCCAGUCAGUCAGUCAGCCGCGCGUCGACGACACUCAUCGGAGACCUCCGAACCACCACCGCGCUCAUGAGCUGAGCAACCGCUCUCAGCUCCCAACUCCCUUCCCGCCGCCACAAUGACAUGUUUGAGAGUUCAGUCAGUCAGUCAGCCGCGCGUCGAGCCGACGACACUCAUCGGAGACCUCCGAACCACCACCGCGCUCGUGAGCUGAGCAACCGCUCUCAGCUCCCUCUCUCUUUCUGUCUCUCUCUCUCUAAACUGCCCGCCUCACGGCAUCCCAACUCUCGCUUCCUCCAUUUCUCGCUGACAUGAAACCCCACAACCUCAAGCUCCUUGCCUCCCAAAACCUCAAGUCCCUCUUACCAGGAGCCCACCGCCGCCGGCAGUUCUCCCCCCAGUUCUCUUCCUCCGCCUCACAGCUCGAAACCCAAGGCCUGGCCAACGAGAUCACUCCCAAGGUGCUCCUGAGCUCGGUCCGGUCCUCUCAGUGGCAUUUCAUCGAACAGCUCGCGCCACAGCUCACUCCCUCCCUCAUCUCCACCACCCUCUCGUGCCUCCACAAGACCCCCGAGCUCGCGCUCGACUUUCUAUCCCGCAUCAACCCCCAAUGCCUCCCGGAUGCCAAGACUCUCUGCCUUGGCGCAGCAAUAGCCUCCCGCAUCCCGUCCCCGAAGCCAGCAUUGCAACUCCUGAACCGGAUCGUUAGCAGCAGUGCUCUCCCGGUGAAAGAAGUAUUCGACGAGCUGGCGGUGUGCCAUGCUCAAUUGGGCUCGAAAAGUAGCAUCGUCUUCGAUUUUCUUAUACGGGCUUGCUGCGACCUGAAGAGGGCUGAUGAGGCAAUGGAGUGCUUCUACAUGAUGAAAGAGAAGGGCUUCUUGCCCAAGAUUGAGACUUGCAACAGUCUGCUCAGUUUGUUCCUUAGGUUGAAUAGGACUGGGUCGGCGUGGGUUCUGUAUGCUGAGAUGUUCCGGUUGAGGAUUGGUUCGACCGUCUAUACUUACAAUAUAAUGAUCAAUGUGCUGUGCAAGGAGGGGAAGUUGAAGAAGGCCAAAGAGUUUGUCGGUACCAUGGAGUGUUUGGGCAUUAAGCCCAACGUUGUCACGUAUAAUACACUUAUCCACGGGUAUUGCGUGAACAGGAGGGUCGAAGGAGCUCUGUUGAUUUUUAAUACAAUGAAGUGUAAACGGAUUGAACCUGAUGCAUAUUCAUUUGGAUCAAUUAUUGCCGGGAUGUGCAAGGUGGGAAGGCUUGAGGAGGCGUCAGGCUUUCUCGGUAAAAUGUUUGAAGCUGAGUUGAUUCCUACUGCUGUGACAUAUAAUGCCUUGAUUGAUGGGUAUUGUAAUAAAGGCGACCUGCAGACAGCUUUUAGAUAUCGGGAUGAGAUGGUGAAGAAGGGCAUCAAACCGACUGCUUCUACCUUCAAUUUAUUGAUCCAUGCCAUAUUCAUGGAAGGAAAAAUGAGCGAAGCUGAUAAUCUGAUAAAGGAGAUGGAAGAACAGGGGGUGCUCCCUGAUGCCAUCACAUAUAAUAUCUUGAUCAAUGGGUACUGCAGGUGUGGGAAUGCAUCGAAAGCCUUUAAGCUCCGAGACGAGAUGUUAGGCAAAGGAAUUCAGCCCACGCGAGUAACUUAUACAUCCCUUAUUUACGUUUUGGGAAAACGUGACAGAAUGAAAGAAGCCGAUGAAUUGUUCAAGAGAGUUAGAAAAGAUGGAAUUGCCCCUGAUCUUGUGAUGUUUAAUGCUCUAAUUGAUGGCCAUUGUGCCACCGGAGGAGUGGAGCGAGCUUUCUCACUUUUGGAGGAGAUGGACGAGAUGAAGAUUUCUCCUGAUGAAGUGACCUACAAUACCCUUAUGCAAGGACUCUGCAGGGACGGGAAAGUUGAGGAAGCUCGUGGGCUUAUUGAUGUGAUGAAGGGAAGGGGAAUAAAGCCUGAUUUUGUCAGUUACAACACCCUUAUAAGUGCUUAUAGCAAGCGAGGAGAUAUGAAGGAAGCCUUCAGAACUCGGGAUGAGAUGUUGAAUAUCGGCUUCAAUCCCACACUACUCACUUACAAUGCACUGAUUCAAGGACUGUGCAAGAGUGGUGAAGGGGUUCGUGCUGAGGAGCUCCUAAAGGAAAUGGUUAGCAAAGAGAUUACUCCCAAUGACAGCACCUACAUUUCGUUGAUAGAGGGAAUGAAGCAAGAUGAUGACACUGAAGGGAACAGCUGAUCGUAUUUAUAUGCUCGUGAGCUGUUACGUAAUCUGAUGAGAACGAUUCAGACAGAUUCGUACAUGUUCUGUUUGUGAGCUGAAUCGCACUACUUCAGAGUCCAACUAUAUCACGGUGGAGCUAUAAUCCAUCAUGAAUUUGCAAGGUGUACUCUGACCCUUCACAUAUUCUAUCUGGAGAUAUAUUUACCGGUUAGAUGGCAACUAGUUAUUCAGAAUUGUGAUAAUGCUGUAUAAUCUGCAUAAGUUGAUAGAAACAAAAAUGCCGUGUUAUAAUUGUGUUCUAUAAAUCAUAGUAGUCCGAAUUUUCUUUUGCA
This is a messenger RNA of Punica granatum (pomegranate), 2635 nucleotides long. Lineage: Eukaryota; Viridiplantae; Streptophyta; Magnoliopsida; Myrtales; Lythraceae. The record is from RefSeq and is a predicted model, not a curated record.